CACCCCUUGACGAGAUUUGUAAGUUUCUAAAGGGUUCGAUUUGCAAAGACACCCGCCGGUCGUCUCGUCCAUCCUCGGCGGCGAUGGGCGACGAGGACGGCGAAUCGGAGGAGAGGGUUCUGAGCCACGGCGACGUGGUGCUCAUCCGCUCCGACCUCGCCAUCCUCCGCGGGCCCCGCUUCAUCAACGACCGCAUCAUCGCCUUCUACUUGGCCCACCUCUCAUCCGUCGACGACCUCCUGCUGCUCCCGCCCUCCAUCCCCUACCUCCUCGCCAACCUCCCCGACCCCGCCUCCGUCGCCGACCCGCUCCGCCUGGCCUCCCGCCGCCUCGUGCUGCUCCCCGUCAACGACAACCCCGACGUCUCCCUCCCCGAGGGCGGCUCCCACUGGACCCUCCUCGUCCUCGACAACACCAGCCCCUGCGGUCCCCGCUUCGUCCACCACGACAGCCUCCAAGGCGCACCCAACCUCCCCGUCGCGCGCCGCCUCGCGGACGCGAUCCGCCCCCUGCUCCUUUCGAGUUCGAGGACGGUCCCGCUCGUCGAGGGGCCCACCCCGAGGCAGCCCAAUGGCUACGACUGCGGCGUCUACGUCAUGGCGGUCGCCAGGGCCAUCUGCGCCUGGUGGACCAACUGGCGUGGAGGGGGAGGAAGCUGCGAUUGCGAUUGGUUUGAGGCGGUGAGGAGGGAGGUGAACGCUGAGAGCGUCAAGGCCAUGAGGGCCGAGCUGCUGCAACUAAUCACUCGCCUCAUCCAAGACAAGAACAAGGCCAAUUCAAGACAAGCACUCACCGACUAUGAAUUCAUCUUCUACAAUUCCAGUGUUUCAGAAUUUCUUAGCUACAUCAUAUGUGCUGCAUGUCUCUUACUGAAGUGUUCCAGUGACUCGAACCAGCAUACAGUGAGGAAGGCAGAUCUGACAUCUAUCUACCCCCUUGUGUCCAUACCUAACAGUCUUACACUCUUACUUACAUGCACCCUAACCACCUUCUCUUUCUCCUCUCCUCAACUCCCUUCUUUCCCCUUGCAUUGUUUCUACCAGUCUACAGCUGCAACAACGCACAAGACUAAGUGCAAGAUGCAUGAUCACGAGAAGAUUGCUGCUCUGAAGCCUGUGGCCUCCAGACCUUUCUCCAGCUUCAAAUCCUUCUCAAAGCUCUUUAAAAACUUCACUGCCGCUGGUUCCCCACCAAUCACCGUCCUGGAGGAGACGAAUCUAAUUAGGCCAAAGACCACACGGUUCACAUCGCUACCGAGUGAUCUUCCGUCAGAAAUUACUGCAACCAUAUUGCAGGAUGCCGGUUCAGGUACCAUACUUGAAGAGAUGGAAGUAGAUACAGAACAGGUCGUCUCUUGUGACCAUCUGACAACAUGCCACACUGUCAGGAAGCCUAUGGUCAGUAUGAAGAACCGUUUGUCAUAUGAUGGCUACAACUGGAGAAAGUAUGGGCAGAAGCAGGUGAAAGGGAGCAAGUUCCCGCGGAGCUACUACAAGUGCACUCACCCAAGCUGCCCUGUCAAGAGGAAGGUGGAGACGACAAUAGAUGGCCAGAUUGCUGAAAUUGUAUACAACGGUGAGCACAACCACCCCAAGCCUCAUCCUCCCAGGAAGCCAAUGUCAUCGACAAGUACAGAGGUUGUGGUUACUGACGUGCAUGGUACUGACGAUGCCGGAGUAGAAAGCCAGAUAGGAGCAUCCGGAGGCAGUUCUAAUUGCUUUGACGAAUUUGGAAAAAUGAGUGAGCUCACUGACAACAAGAAAAGGAGAUACUAGAGAUGCAAGUACGUGGAGCGUGAUUCGUCGUCGUUGGGGUGGUCAUCGUCAUCUAUGACCAAAUACGAGGGAAGCCACAAUCACGGCAUUCCUCAUCCUCCCUAGGGUUCUUCUUCUGAAGCUAAAGUAUGUAUGCACGUAUGAUUCAUCGGAGAGAAGAAACUAAUAUGAGUCGUCAAGAGUGGAAGAAUGGUAUUCCUAUAUGUCUGUCUGUAAUGUAGAAUGGUUCUUCGACACUAUAAUUCUCAAAUAAUGGUAUUUUUUGCCGUC
This is a messenger RNA of Phragmites australis (common reed), 2045 nucleotides long. RefSeq lists its product as uncharacterized. Gene Ontology annotation, biological process: proteolysis; regulation of DNA-templated transcription. The transcript has 7 exons. NCBI's taxonomy places the organism in Eukaryota, Viridiplantae, Streptophyta, Magnoliopsida, Poales, Poaceae. The record is from RefSeq and is a predicted model, not a curated record. The coding region runs from base 84 to 1775 and encodes 563 amino acids. Gene Ontology annotation, molecular function: DNA-binding transcription factor activity; cysteine-type peptidase activity; sequence-specific DNA binding.